Molecule: messenger RNA, 1284 nt
Organism: Aegilops tauschii subsp. strangulata
Lineage: Eukaryota; Viridiplantae; Streptophyta; Magnoliopsida; Poales; Poaceae
Product: expansin-like A1
Cellular component (GO): extracellular region
Source: RefSeq, a predicted model, not a curated record
GUCGGGACUGACUCGGGGUGGUGUAUAUAACCAGUCGUCACGCACAAGAAUCAUCCUAGCCCCCCCUCUCUCUCUCUCUCUCUCUCUGAGCUUCUCUCUGCUUCAAGCAAGAAAAACUCUGCUCGGGAGAAAGGAAAAGAGAGAAAAGAAGAUGGCCGUCUCUGUCUGCCCCGGCGCCUCCCCAUCCAUCCUUCUGCUGCCGCUCCUCCUCCUCUUGCUCUGCUCCCUCCCGUCGCUCGCCUCCGCCUGCGACCGCUGCGCGCGCCACUCCAAGGCCGCCUACUACACCUCCUCGCUCACCCUCGCCGCCGGCUCUUGCGGGUAUGGCACGGCGGCCGCCUCCUUCAACGGCGGCCUGCUCGCCGCCGCCGGCCCGGCCCUGUACCGCGGCGGCGUCGGCUGCGGCGCCUGCUUCCAGGUGAGGUGCAAGGACAAGAAGCUCUGCAGCGGCGCCGGCGCCAGGGUCGUCGUGACGGACCGCGCCAGGAUGAAGACGAACCGCACGGACCUGGUGCUGAGCAGCCCGGCGUUCGCCGCCAUGGCCCGCCCCGGAAUGGCCGCGCGCCUCACCAAGCUCCGCGCCGUCGACGUCGAGUACAAGAGGGUGCCGUGCGAGUACAGGGGCAAGAACCUCUCGGUGCGGGUGGAGGAGCGGAGCCGCGCGCCCAGCGAGCUCGCCGUCAGGUUCCUCUACCAGGGCGGCCAGACCGACAUCGUCGCCGUCGACGUCGCCAAGGUCGGGUCGUCGAGCUGGAAGUUCAUGACGCGGGAGCACGGGCCGGCGUGGAGCACGCGGCAGGCGCCGGCGGGGCCGCUGCAGUUCAGGGUGGUGGUGACCGGCGGGUACGACGGCAAGUGGGUGUGGGCCGACCGGGAGGUGCUGCCCAGCCGGUGGCGCGCCGGCGAGGUGUACGACACGGGGGUCCAGAUCACCGAUGUCGCGCAGGAGGGCUGCUUCCCGUGCGACACGCAGGAGUGGAGGUGAAAGCAGGCUCUAGUAAACAAACAAUCAGGAACAAGGAGCCAAAGAAGAAGCUGCUGGCUCCUCGUUUUGGCCGGGCUCUGCAAGCGCGAACGAGGAAGGAUCACAGCACAACACCACACCACACCGGAGAUGAUUAGUUUAGUUUAGUUUAACGCUUGACACCAGAUGAUGACUCAUAGGGAUCCUCCUGAUCCAUCGGCCACUUUUGCUGCCGCCGCUCUUUUCUUUUCUCUUUGUUUUGUGAGCCUUCUGUAUGUACAUGAGCUGCUGACGUGAAGAUAAGUAAAUUAAGUAGAGCA